UAUUCGAGUUAAUAUCUGAAACAUCUAACAUCCAAACUAAUUUCCGUGGCACUACUCUACAACGGGCCUAGUCUUUCUGACUGGAAGAGAGGGGUAGUCCUAUUGAUGCAGUAUCUUCAGAUUUGAAGAGCUUGAUUUAAGGAAGUACAAUUGUAGGCUUUCAGGCAAUUUCAUAAUCUCAUGCAUAGAAACAAGUAAAGUAGCCAGGUCUACAACCUAUUCUAAAGGAGCUAAAAAAAUUAUUAAAAAAAAGAACUUACUGAGCAGACAACGGAAAGCUACACAUGACACUUCCUUCCUGACUGACUAAUAAUCAGACCAAAUGUAUGUGAGCAGUUACAUACGGGUUGAAACUUUGUCUGAUUAUUGGGGGGUGUUGUCGUUGGACCUGUUGAUGCAAAUAUUUGUUUAAAUUACAGUUAUAGAUAGAAGCCUUGCAGGCUAUUUAAAAAAGGCCUUUCCGAGUGGACUAGUAGUUUGUCUUAGGGCACAGGAAUCAUGUUCACAGUCACAGUUGGUCUUGUGUGGUUCCUUAGAGGAAGGAAGUGUCGUGUGCAGCUUCCGUUGUCUGCUCAGAAAGUUGUUUUUCUUUUUUCUUUUUUUUAGCUCCUUUAGAAUAGUUUGUAGACCUGGUUACUGUACUUGUUUCUAUGCAUGAGAUUAUAAAAUUUCCUGAAAGCCUACCAUUUUACUGCCUUAAAUCAAGCUCUUCAAAUCUGAAGAUGCUGCAUCAAUAGGACUACCCCUCUCUUCCAUUCAGAAAGACUAGGCCCGUUGGAGAGUAGAGCCACCUUUAGUGCCACGAAAAUUAGUUUGGAUGUUAGACAGAAUUGUAUCAACACAUGAUUAGCCUGCUCAGAUUGCACUCAAUUACAAAAAUAGUUUGCUGUGUAGCUUUACGGUCUUUCCGGUGUUUAUAGGCUUUCCGUUCUGUGUACCUAAGGAUGCAACACAGUUUGAAAAAGGCGGUAGGAAGACAGCGAGUGAGUCACGCAUACGGAACAAUCUCGCAACCUUGCAAUCGCUGGAUGACUUCAAACUAAAUAUAACCGCAAGACCACCUUCCUCGACACUGUAACGCUGGGCCUGCGGGUUCUCAAAUUGCUUGCCUGCGCACAGCAUAGACAAAUAAAGUGUAUUGCCACCAGGAGACGGGGAAUAAGAUAGAACAUCGGUGAGACAAUUGCCCCAAUCUUGAUGGAGGGUAACCCUGUUGUUAAAGUGUCAGUUGCGGAGUUGGCUGGAAUGUUCAAAGGUCACAGUAUCUCCAGUUGUGCUGCGUAUGAUGCGAAUAAGCCGGUUCGACGGAGGCCCCCUCGCACUCUGCAGAUACCUGCCAAAAGUGACGAGAGCCAGGGAGAGGACCAGAAAGCGGACAGCGCCUCUGCACGUCCUGCCAGGUCCAGAAACAGAAACUCUGCUCUUAUUGAGAAGCUGCAGUCCAACCUCGCUCUUUCCCCUGCGGCCUUGUUGCCCUCUCCAAAGAGUCCAGGGUUGAGGCUGCAGCCUCCAGGGUUCUCCCCUAACUGCCCCAGUAGCCCCGUUAGCCCCACACCAGGGGCAGAUAAAAAGGAGGAGGAGUCCCCGGCUAGCUUUGAGAGUCCAGCAGAUGGCGCUCUGCUCCCCAGCAUCAAUAAGAGCAGAGCUCGGCUGUCGGUGAGGCGUCGGCCCCCGUCCCGGCGGGUCAAGAAGUCGGGCAGCGAGGAGAUAGAAGCUGAAGAGGGCGAUGUGGAUUCUUCAUCCUUGCCCACAGUGCGUGCAGAUGGUGGGACUGAGGAAACACACACAGCUGAAACACACACAGAUGACCCUGGAGGCCCUGGCCCUAGCCCUGGCCCUGAGGCAAACACUACCAGUACAGAGGAUCCAAGAGCCGGGCACAAGGCCCAAACACAGGUGAAAAGCCAGGGUAAAGUCCACACGGCUGCUGCUGAGGAUGACGGUGCAGUAGAGACGUCCACAGCCGACAGGGAGGAGGCUGAGAAAAGUCCUACUGAGGCUGGAAAACAGGACAGCACCCCUGAGACCAAAGCCCCGCAAGAUACCGAUAAAACCUCAAGUGUACAAGAAGGCCCAAGCAGAGAGGAGGACAAAGGGUGUCAAGAAUGAACCUCAAAAGUGUGAGGACUGAAACAGAAGAGGAAGAUCACCGUUUUAUGGAGUUUUUAAACCAACCAGAACUCAGUAAAGAAACAAGAAAGUGGCAGAAGGAGGUCAAGGCCAUCUUGUUCUCAGACUCUCAAUUUGAUCUCACCGGAACACCUCAUAUUCACCCAUCUUGUUACAACUCAUUGAUUUUCCCUCAUAAAUUUAAGGGAAACAUCUUUAGGGAGAACUAGGUAACCCCAUCUUUUGGGAGAACUAGAGGUAACCCCAUCUUUUGAGAAAUGCGUUUUGUACCAGAUUCGGCGACUGGCAUUUGUAUACAUAUGCCUUCGGUUGGAUUUGUAGUAUUUGUCCAUUCCAUACAGUUUUGAAGUGAGUUUUGAUAUCUUAAUGAUGAACACCCUAUGAAGAGAAGAGUGUGCACCCUAGUUGUUUGCCACCUCAGUACAAAAUGUAUAUGUAAAUGGUUAUAGUUCAUGGUCAUCUGAGACUGUCAGGGGAAGUCUCUAAAGAGGUGAUUUAAAUGUAAAGUGCGUUACGGUAGUUAUACUCUGGAUUUAAGGUGGCUAUAGUGAAUAUGGGUCAAACUGUAUAAUAUUGCACAAAUAGUGAAGGAAGCCUAUCUUUGAGAGCUCUGAAUGAGACCUUGUGUUAACAUGGUUAAGGUUUAUUGUGUUGUAAAAAUGAACUGCCAAACAAUUGCUCCGUGACUUGUGAUACCAUGCUGUGUUUGUUUGUAUCAGAAUUUUCAAUUAGUUAUCUCUUUAAGAUGUGUGUAACCAGAAUUAUGUACAUACUCAUCAAAGAAUUUCAGCUGUGAUUAGUAUGACUUUGGAAUUACAUUUUGCCUUCAAUGGUGUAAUUUUGAUUUGAUUUUUUUUUUUUUGCUUCAGUGUUCUUUGUACUUAGAAAUUAUGUAAAUACAAUUUACUGUUCUUUGUCGCUGUCUGAUGAGAGUUUGGUAAUGACAUGUUGAUUACAACUACGCUUCCACAAGAUCUUACAGUGAUGUUUUUUAAACAGUAGGGGGCGUUUCCCCCCUCAAUAUCAGUUUCAUCUAUGAUUGACACUGAAAACCUGUGCUAUGUUGCAGAUUGAUGACACAUGUUGCACAGAUGGAUUCUGACAGUAUGUUAGUGAGGUAAACUAUUCAGUACGUAAGUGAAGUACGGUAAACUAUAAAGUACGUAAGUGAGGUAAACUAUUCAGUACUCUACAUCAGCUUAUGUCAGACGGACAGACAUACAUCACUGGUCCAUCUUCUGGCAGUAUCCCUUGCUAAAUAAUGUCUCCAGUGUUAUGUGUCCUCUGCAGGAAAGAGUGGAGUUGUAUACUGGCCCAACACCUCAAAGGCACUGGGUAUUAUUACCUCUGAGGAGCAUUUUACAUUUUCAAUUAUUUGAUUUAUUUAGCUCUUUUCAUACUUUUAGGCAAGUUAAAGAUCUUUAGAUUGACACUGUGAAUAACAUGACAUAUAUUAUAUUAAAAAAAAGAUAUGGUGGCCGUGACAA
This is a messenger RNA of Clupea harengus (Atlantic herring), 3617 nucleotides long. It is a transcript of the gene dub, whose product is annotated as duboraya. The record is from RefSeq and is a predicted model, not a curated record. NCBI's taxonomy places the organism in Eukaryota, Metazoa, Chordata, Actinopteri, Clupeiformes, Clupeidae.